AUCUCAACCCGACAUCGUUUCGUGACUAAUCUGUGAAACAAAGAGGGGAAGUAGGGUUUCGCGUGACAUUUGGGAACUUUCUCUAAUUUGCUUCGGGCGACUGCGACUGCGACUGUGACCACUGUUUCUGAUUCCGCCGUUUGUUGUCUCUCUCUCUGAGUCUCCUCCGGGAUCCCUAAGAUGGCCUCCUCUGCCCCUGUCACCCUGACUGCGAACGAGCAAUGAAGGCGCAAAAAGAUUACGAUGCGUCUCAAUCUGCGGCUUUGGUAGCAGCGGAACUGAUAAGCUGUGCACGGCUUAAAGUUAAACUCGACACUGAGUUAACUCGCUACUCAGCUCAGUUCUUGGUGGAUAACGCUUGUCCCAAGAAGGAAGACGGGCAACGCUCUGUGCUCACUGUGAAAGAUGCCCUUGCUUUUGCUUUGAAAGAAGGGAUUCCAAAAGAAGGUCUUUGGCCACGUUUGGGGUGUUUGGUUCCGCCUCCACCAUCAUCUGCUUCUCUCAUACCUCGCGUUUCCUUGAAAGGAAUAGUGGCUGAAGGUAAUGAUUUGCUUGGACUAGUUAAUCUGUUGUUGCAAGGUCAACCUGUGGGAGGAAAAAUGCAUGUGUGGAGUCCGGAGAUUGAUUCUUAUGUCAAUGAAACUGCCCCGCCAGGUUAUGAAUCACGGUAUGUUGGGCUUAGAGAUGUGAUUAUAGUUGCAGUGGAGAUGGUCGAGGAAGAGAUUCUUGCAACUGUGAAGAUAUGGUACAAGAAGAAGACUGCACUUAUCAAAGUGUCUUUCAGCCAAAUGCUUACGUUUCCACAAUGCAUUGGUGACACCAUUCACGUGAUAGGGCCAACAAAACUGCUUGUUGACUUCUGUGUCCCGUUCUUAUCCAUCAAGUAAGCAAGAGCGUAGAUCUUUGGUAAGUGUGUCUAGAGCACUAUAUGCUAGCUGUGGAACUUGUUUGUUGGACCUUAAAUAAGAAUGUGUUUUGAGACUAUUUUUAUGUAAGUUAAUAAGUCAGGUAUCUUGGAAAACCGUAUCCUAGUUGUGGAACUUGUUUGGUUUGAAAUUAUGACUGUUUUAAGACACUUUGAUCUUUAAGUUAACAAGUGUUUGAACUU
Messenger RNA from Camelina sativa (false flax), 1108 nucleotides. RefSeq names its product protein HEAT-INDUCED TAS1 TARGET 1. NCBI's taxonomy places the organism in Eukaryota, Viridiplantae, Streptophyta, Magnoliopsida, Brassicales, Brassicaceae. The record is from RefSeq and is a predicted model, not a curated record.